AUGAAUCUCUCAAACUACAUGUCUACUAUCAUGUCAGAGGCGCGGCAGUUCGGCAAGGCUUAUGUGGACUCACUAGUUUCACCAGGAGAUGGAAAAGAUCACGAAACCUCUAAUGGACUUGUGAGAGAAAAGAGGAAUAAAGAAGAAGAGGAAGUGGUAGUAGCUCCCUCUUUCUCCUCAAUCUCACAUUGUAGAAAUAUUGGAACUUUCAAUGACAGGAAAAGCAAUGAUAAAUAUAAUACUAUGAGUAGUAGUAGUAAUAAUAAUAAUAAUAGUGGUAGUAGUAGUAGUGGUAGUGGUAAUAAUUCCUAUUCACUCUCUCAAAAAGGUCCGUUGAUGGCAAAUGGUGGAAAAUUUUCUGUAUCAUCUUCUCAUCCUUCACCUUUGAUGGUUGAUCUUGAUACACCUCCUCUUCCUCCUCCUCCUAUUACUACUACUAGUGAUAAUACUACUAACACUAUUACUACUACUACUACUACUACUACUACUAUGAGUGUUCCUGAGGCAGUGAUGUUAACAACUGGAGUUCGAAAGAAUAUAGGGAAAAAAACAAAGGCGUCUCGAUCUAAAUUUGGGGCAGUGAAGAUUGAGUUGGAGAGUAUGGAUCAUCAUAAACCCUCUGUAAUGCCUACUUCUUCAACUCCUGUACAGAUAUCGCAUGAACCCCCAAAGUCUUUUAAUGACAACAAAAGUAACAACACCAGUAUUGAUAAAGAAUCUUUACAGGCAUCACAAGAAACAACUUUAUUAAAAGAUGUUUCCACUAACAACAACAACAACAACGAAAACGAGAAAAACGAGAAGAAAUUAAAGAAUUGGUUUAAAAAACGAGAUACACUUUUGCAUCUUCUUUAUAAAGAUCUAGAUAAAAGAGCGAGACCUCCAUUAUCUGAAUGGGCACAAAACGUUAUUCGAGAUUUUGUUAAAAGAAUCAUGGAAGUAGCCCUUAACUUUGUUGUGAAUGAUAAGACUCUUCUUCUUAAUAGUAAAUCAAUAGUAUCCACUUCUUUAGAUAUCAGUUUAGAAGAAACUUGGCGAAAUUCAGAGAUUGUAUUUCGAUCAUCUUUAACACAUGCUAUUCCUCCAGAAGUGUUUACCCCAUUAAACAUUUCUAAAUAUGAUAUCUCUACAACUAAUAAUACUAAUACUAAUAAAACCAAUAGUAAUAGUAUUACUAUUAGUGGUAAUGUUAAUGCUAUUUCCCGUUCUCUGGAAUCCUAUUCUAAAGAAGGAACCUCAUGUUUACAUCAGGCACUUUGGAAUGCCGCACAACGAGCCCAGCAAUGGUGUGGGGAAGGACAUCUUAAGAUGUUAUUAAUACCAUCAUCACUACGCUCUAUAGAUACAGUGGAAAGAGGAAUAACAGAGUUUUUGGAUUCCUGUUUUGGACCCAUCUUAUUUCUAACAGCUGAAUAUUAUCAAAAAUGGAUUCAAUCACAUCUCUCUCUACAAGAGAUGGAAAAAGAAAAGGAAAAAGAAAAAGAUAGUGAACUUGAAAUAUGGGCUAAAGAGAUGAUGAGAAUAUUCUCUCUGGCCAUUAUGGAGGUAGAUGUGCAAUCGCAACAGAUGAUCUCAUUAGAUGUUCAUGUGGAGAAGAGAAAUCGUGAAAAGAUUGAAAUGAGUUCCCACACAUCUCUGCAGGCCGCUGUGGAGAAGGGGACCUCGGCACUUUGGUUAAUGCGAGAGGCAACACUGUUGACAGUCUUGUUCGUUCGUGUUCUUCGUAUUGGUGUACUCUGCGAAGUGGAAUAA
Trypanosoma theileri is the source of this 1752-nucleotide messenger RNA. RefSeq lists its product as uncharacterized. The transcript has a single exon. Bases 1 to 1752 code for a protein of 583 amino acids. NCBI's taxonomy places the organism in Eukaryota, Euglenozoa, Kinetoplastea, Trypanosomatida, Trypanosomatidae. The record is from RefSeq and is a predicted model, not a curated record.